Molecule: messenger RNA, 3192 nt
Organism: Mauremys mutica (yellowpond turtle)
Lineage: Eukaryota; Metazoa; Chordata; Testudines; Geoemydidae
Gene: ACOD1
Product: aconitate decarboxylase 1
Exons: 6
Coding region: 292-1728 (478 amino acids)
Molecular function (GO): lyase activity
Source: RefSeq, a predicted model, not a curated record
AGGACCUUGAACAGCAUUAAUCAUGCUGCUGGCUCCCCUCUCUGGCAACUGGUUAGUUCCAAACUCAUAUCCCUGGCCUUAAGGUGAAGAUCCCUUCUGGAGUCUUUGGGGAGAUCAUUCACAGAGACUGUACAUGAGGAGAAGGCCUAAGUGUGGCAACAUUCCUACUCCUACACCAUGGCUAAAAUGUCCUCGCAAAGCAGUGAGUACUUCUUUCUUUGGCAGCAAGAUUUAUUAGCCGCUGCCAAAAUGCCACUGAAGACCGUCAGCGACUGAAGGACCUGCCGCCAAAUGCCGCCCAAGACACUGACAUGCCAGACCGUCACUGAAAAUGUUGCUAAUGUUAUCCAUGGUUUGAAUGCGAGCCACCUGACAGAUCUAGUCAUUCAGAGAAGCAAACGGAUGAUCCUGGAUACUCUGGGAGUGGGGCUGCUGGGUACCAGCACGGAGGUCUUCCACAAAGUUAUACAAUACAGUAAAAUCUACCGUUCAGAUGCAUCCAGCACGGUUUGGGGUCACUCGGAUUUCAGACUUCCUCCUCUGUAUGCAGCUUUUGUGAACGGAGUAGCUGUUCACUCAAUGGAUUUUGAUGAUACAUGGCAUCCAGCCACACACCCAUCUGGGGCUGUGCUUCCUGCUCUGCUUGCUCUAUCAGAAGUCCUGCCUCAAAAGCAAAAAUUCUCUGGCCUUGACCUGCUCUUAGCUUUCAAUGUUGGGAUUGAAGUACAAGGCAGAUUGAUGCGCUUUUCCAACGAAGCCAGCUAUGUUCCAAAAAGGUUUCAUCCACCAUCUGUGGUUGGUACCAUAGGGAGUGCGGCAGCUACUGCUAAAUUGUUAGCACUUGAUCAGUUUAAAUGUAAAGCAGCUUUGGCUGUUGCUGCUUCUUAUGCAGGUGCCCCAAUGGCCAAUGCAGCAACACAAACCAAACCCCUCCACAUUGGCAAUGCAGCUAGGCAUGGUCUGGAAGCAACUUGCUUAGCGUCACUGGGCCUUCAAGGAAACAAACAGAUCUUGGACAUGGAGUCAGGGUUGGGUGCCUUUUAUACAGACUAUGCCCCCCGGUUUCUGCCAACUUUACAAUCUUAUUCCUGGCUCUUGGAUCAACAAGAUGUGGCCAUCAAGCGCUUUCCUGCUCAUCUUGGAACACACUGGGUGGCAGAUGCAGUCUCUUCACUGAGGAGGUACCUUGUGGAGAGUGAUGACUCAGUCCCCAUUAGUAGAAUUAAGAGAAUUGUUGUCAAAGUCCCAGAUGUUAGAUACGUGAACAGACCUUUCCCUAACUCUGAACAUGAAGCCCGGCAUUCUUUCCAGUUUGCUGCAUGCACUGCUCUGCUGGAUGGCAGUAUCUCCAUUCAGUCAUUCAGGGAUCAGAACAUUUCUAGGCCAGCGUUAAAGGAGCUGCUCAGCAAAACCAAGCUAGAGCAUCCUGCCGAUAACAAGCCUAGCUUUGAUAACCUUUAUUGUGAGGUGAAUGUCACUCUUCAGGAUGGCAAGGUGUUUAGUGAACGCUGCGAUACAUUCUAUGGACACUGGAGGAAACCCUUGAGUACAGAAGAUCUGAAGAAAAAGUUUCACUCCAAUGCUUCCAGCGUGCUCUCAGUGGAAGCUACAGAAGGCAUUAUAGAGACUGUGGAUAAUUUAGAAAAAGUAGAAGACUGUUUUGUGUUAAGUGCAUUUCUAAAAGGGACACAGUCAACCAAAGUACUUUCAAAAAUGUGCUUACCUUGAAAAAUAAUUGACAUUUAUUGACAUAUAUCCUCAUAGUUACUCCUAUGUGCUUAAAACAAAUCAGGAAUAGCGAACUCCUAUCAUAUUGCACUCCUGUAACAUAAGCAGCAUUUUAAGUCCAGUAUUGUGGCCCUAGUUACAAAGAUUGUGUCUUGCUGUGGCUGUGCCUUGCCACGGGCUGGAAGGAAGAUCCUGUGCUAGCAGUGUCCCCCUUGAUUAUCCUUAUGCCAUUAGUAGAAAAGUGUUGUCUGCAGGCUCCACAAAGUACCACUGCUGCUGUGGGAUUCCUGCUACCAAGUUCUCUGCUAUCCUGGUGCCAGAAACAAAAGCCUCUUCCUAAAUAUCUUGCUUCUAUUAGAGGAUUGGUAGUGCAGACCUGAAUUUUGGAGGGAUAGGGCAGUCACUUCUCCUGGGAGGGCAGCAGUUGACAGAAGGCCAGGUAGAGAAUAAGCAAUUUAUAGCUAAAAUAUAUAAAAAUUCUAUCUAUGCCAAAAAAAAAAAAGACACCAAAGUUUUGCUUGGUAUUCUCCAAGAAACAUCACAAUUUCCCCAUCAAACCUGGUCUUGUAUAAGCCAGGUUGACAAUCACAUCAAAGGUAAACAAUAAGAUACCCCUUUAGUUUCCAUAUUUGGCUGCUCUAAAAACAUAAGGACUCACUCUUGACAAUCUGUUUCUUACUGUAGCCGAAAAUUACACUCCUGUUUCGCAGUUGUGUGGCACUGGCUCUUUGUAACUCUGAGGUUGCUUUCUCUAUACUUUCCCUAACAUCAGUCAAGUCACAUUCCUCCAGCCACAGUGUAACUGACCAGACUUGUUAAGGAAUGUAUCCUUAGGAUGCUUCCCUUGUCAUUACACAAGACUUGCAUCAUUGACAGGGACUUACAGGAAAGUUUUAGAGGGGGUUUUCACUUUUAAAAGGACACAAUCAAGAUUUAAAUAUUUUUAAAUUAACGUAACACUGCUACUAAUACAUCCUUGCACAUUUUACACUGAAGUCUAUCAAAUCAGAUUUGUCUUUCUCCCGUAUAGAAAUGUAUAUUUUAAGUCAGUAAUCGUGACAAUGCAGGCAGAUGGAUAAUAUCUUGGUUCAUGUGCUUAAUGGAGCUUGUGCUUUACUGUAGAAGUCAUGAGCACCGUUUAUUUUCUGCUUUAAGGGACUAAUUUGCAUAUUUGAGAAUCUAAAAAUAGGCAUCUAGAGCCAUAUUUAGGCACCUGUAAUAGCAUUUGAGUCUAGAUUGCAUAUUUAGAUAUCUACAUUUUAAAAUCAGCCUAGUUUAGGAGAAAUGUUUGAUACGCUCUUCACGUUACUGUUACAUCUUGAAAAGGUGUGGAUGUUAAUGUGUCUGUAGUAAUACAACUUUUAAAAUCUGUAACUAUUUGUAUGAUUUUACUAAAUCUAAUAACAUUUUCUAUGAUGUUUCAAUUUUGUAUAUGAGCUAUUUCUUCAUGGGGCAGAUCUCUUC